AUUGUCAUUUUCUGUUAAAAUUUUGUUGUGUCUGGUUUCCAAAAGCGGAAAGUGUGCAAGAUAUAUUAUUUUUAUACUUUUAUAAAAAAGUUAACACAAACAAUUUAGAACUAAUUUUAAUCGAAAAUAAACCACAAACAUGGCGGAUAUAAAGAAUGAUAUUGAUAGCGAUUUGGAUCAGAACUAUUCGCUAAGUAGUAAUGCGGAUCCAAAAAAUAUGCAGGAAUUGACAAUUUAUGUACAAAACCUGCUACAAAAUGUUCAAGAUAAAUUCCAGACAAUGUCGGACCAAAUUAUCACACGUAUUGAUGACAUGGGCAACAGAAUAGAUGAUUUGGAAAAAAGUAUUGCAGAUCUGAUGAAUCAAGCAGGUGUUGAAGGGCCAGAGAAGUAAAACGAAGCGGUUCGCGUAAAAACCUCAUAUUUUCCCAUGAAGCAUACUUAUAAAUAUCGCUCAUAAAUGCAAUAAUCUUAACAAAAUUAAGACAUUUAUUUAAAUUCCUAAACAAAAAUACAUAAUAUGUAAGUGCACACAUACACACAGCGACAUGUACGUCAUGUUAAACACAAAAGCGCACGAAAAUGCAACCUUAAAUGCUGAUAAGAAGAAUAAUUGGCUCAAAUGUGACACAAAAUGUUUAAUUAAGUUACAAACAAUACUUAUUUUAAUUAAGUGAAUUUUAAAUAUAUAAUGAUUAAGGAAUCAUUUUUGAACAUAUUUUAAAGUUUUUUUUUUUUUUGUUAUUUAUAUGUAAACAAUAACCAAAUGUGGGAGAAAAAGAAGUUCUUUGAUAUAUGUGAAUUUCUUAUUAAUUAUUGUAAUAAUUAUUAAAUAUUAAUUAUUUUUCUUAGUUUCCAUACACUAUGCAUAAUUCGGUAUAAUAAAUGAAUUAGUAAUUUUAAAUCAAAACAUGAAAAA
This is a messenger RNA of Ceratitis capitata (Mediterranean fruit fly), 919 nucleotides long. Its product is annotated as heat shock factor-binding protein 1. The transcript is spliced from 2 exons. The record is from RefSeq and is a predicted model, not a curated record. The coding region runs from base 140 to 394 and encodes 84 amino acids. Gene Ontology annotation, cellular component: nucleus; cytosol. NCBI's taxonomy places the organism in Eukaryota, Metazoa, Arthropoda, Insecta, Diptera, Tephritidae. Gene Ontology annotation, biological process: cellular heat acclimation. Gene Ontology annotation, molecular function: transcription corepressor activity.